AUGCCAGCCUGGUAUAAUAUUAAAGGCAAUCCUGGUGAUAUUAUGAGUUUAAAGGAGGAUAAAAGAGGCUUGCUAAAUUCAGUUAACCAAAUCAAGCAAAUUGUGCAAAGGGAGAUCAAGGCUGGUAUCUCACCGCAAAAAAUUAUGGUGGUCGGUCAUUCCCAAGGAGCCUCGGUGGCUUUGGCGGUCGGUUUAACUUCGGAUUAUCGUUUAGCCGGAAUUAUUGGUUUAACCAAACCCGAGAAUAAAAUCAUUCCUUUUUUUCUUUAUCAUAAUUAUUAUGACGACAUAAUUCCUGCUUAUAUUGGCGACCAAUCGGCUACGUUGCUGAAAGAAAAAGGCUAUCAAGUUGAGUUUGAUAAUUUAUUUAAUGGUAGUCAUUUUUUCAAACCAGAAGAAUUACAAGAAAUAUUGACCAAAAAAUUAAAGGAAUUUCUUGCUUAA
Molecule: messenger RNA, 444 nt
Organism: Funneliformis geosporum
Lineage: Eukaryota; Fungi; Glomeromycota; Glomeromycetes; Glomerales; Glomeraceae
Source: the annotation of a GenBank genome assembly